AUGAAGCCAGUGGAUAACGCUCUAGGCGAAGAGGACGCAGAGCCCGCGAACGGCAAGGGUGACCCUCCAGCCCCAAGUGAAAAAGCCAAAAGGAAAAACGCACACACAUUAAGUGACGAUUAUAGCGGUAAAAAGAAGGCAAAGGUUGACGAUGGGUUAAAAGGAAGUGAUCCCUUUGAGGAAGAGGAAGAAGAAGAGGAAGAGGAUGGACAAAUGGGGGGAAAGGAAAAUAAGGAAGAAGUUAGUUCAUAUGACGUAGAGGAGGAUCCCGGUUGUUCAGAUGGCGGUGGUAAUAAUGAAGGGAAUGACGCCAAACAAGGUGAUCACAAUAGUAAUGAAAGUAACAACGAGGAAGGAGAGACGGAAACACAUAAUGAGAAAAGCAAAGAUAAACAGAACAAUGAUGGGGAUACCAUCCCAAAGGAAGGAGAAGAAGAAGAAGAAGAAGACCCCAAGUCAGAAACGCCUUUUCCAAGAGGAAACUCAAUGGAGGAGGCAUCUUACGAAAGAGGUCGAGAACCUGGCGGAGGUGAACCAGAACCCCCACUCAUAAACAAACUGACCAACGAACCAUACAGUGAAAGAUACCUGCAGUUAUUGGAGGAAAAGAAAAAACUGCCAGCAUGGAGUGCGAAGAAAAAUUUUCUAAAACUCUUUAAGAAAAAUGACGUGCUAAUUAUCGUAGGAGAUACAGGAAGUGGAAAGACAACACAGAUAUCGCAAUUUGUGUUGGAGUCUAAGUUUGCCGAGAAAAAGUCGAUAGCCGUAACCCAACCAAGGAGAGUAGCUGCCAUGAGUGUAGCGGCAAGAGUUUCAGAAGAGUUAGAUGUAGAACUAGGAACGUAUGUAGGAUACACCAUCAGAUUUGAAGAUAGAUCAAGCACAAAAACUGUCAUCAAAUAUUUGACAGAUGGUAUGUUAUUAAGAGAAUCAAUGUAUGAUCCUUUGUUAAAAAGAUACAAUACCAUCAUUCUGGAUGAAGCUCAUGAGAGGACCUUAGCUACGGAUAUCCUCUUCGGAGUUAUAAAAAACAUACAAGAGCAGAGGAAUGAUUUAAAAUUAAUUGUCAUGUCAGCAACGCUAGAUGCAGGGAAAUUCCAAAAAUUCUUUAAUGGCUCCCAAAUAUUAAAUAUCCCAGGGAGGUUAUAUCCAGUGGAGAUUUUUUAUACGCUACAGGCAGAGAAGGAUUACAUAAGGGUUGUCAUCAGGACGGUGUACGACAUACAUGUUAAUGAGGAGGAAGGAGAUAUUCUUGUCUUCCUCACUGGAGAAGAGGAAAUCGAAAUGACGAAAAAAGAAAUUGAAAAGUUAGUAUCGAAAAAUGAAAAUGCUGGACAGUUGGUAGUGUUGCCACUUUAUUCAUCAUUACCAUCGACUCAGCAACAGAAAAUAUUCGAGCCUGCACCAAAGCCAAGAUUUAAAGGAGACAAAAUGGGGAGAAAAUGUAUCCUAUCCACUAACAUAGCAGAAACGUCCCUCACUAUAGAAGGAAUUGUUUAUGUUAUCGACCCUGGGUUUUCAAAACAGAAGGUUUAUAAUCCAAGGGCAAGAGUAGAAUCUUUAUUAAUUGCUCCCAUUUCGAAGGCAUCCGCUCAGCAGAGAGCUGGAAGAGCAGGGAGAACAAAACCGGGGAAAUGCUUUCGCCUCUACACAGAAAAGUGCUUCGAGCAAACACUACCCGAACAGACAUACCCAGAAAUUCUGAGAUCGAACUUAGGUUCUGUUGUUUUAAAUUUAAAGAAAUUAGGAAUUGACGAUUUAGUUCAUUUUGAUUUUAUGGAUCCACCGGCACCAGAGACAUUAAUGAGAGCUUUGGAACAACUGAACUACUUAGGGGCAUUAGAUGAUGAGGGAGAAUUAACACAGAAGGGACACUUCAUGUCUGAAUUUCCUGUAGAUCCUCAGCUAGCCAAAGUGUUAAUUGAAUCCCCAAAUUAUUGUUGUUCCAGCGAAAUACUAACAAUUGCAGCCAUGCUUUCUGUGCCUUACUGUUUUCUAAGGCCAAAAGUGAAAGGAAAAGAAGCGGAUGAAAUGAAAACGAGAUUCUCACAUCUAGAUGGGGACCAUCUAACUCUCAUGAAUGUGUUUCAUGCCUUUGUCAAUUAUAGCCGCAUGGAUAUAAAUGCUUCGAAAAAAUUUUGUUACGAUUAUUUUUUAAAUCAUCGAGCUAUGACAUCAGCCCAGAAUGUUAGAAACCAACUUAUCAGAACAAUGGAGAAAAUGGAACUAAAAAUUGUUUCCAUGAACCCAUCCCAUCCUGACUACUAUGUCAAUAUAAGGAAGGCUUUGCUAAGUGGGUUCUACCAACAAGUGGCAUACAAAACUAGUAAAGGGUACUACAUCACCGUGAAGGAUAUUCAAAUUGUUACUCUGCAUCCGUCAACGGUUUUUCAAAUAAACCCUGAGUGGGUCAUGUAUCACGAACUUAUAUUAACGACAAAAAAUUUUAUAAGAACCGUCAGUAGAAUUGAUGGUAAGUGGUUGCUUGAAAUUGCUAGAAGUUAUUACGAUUUGGAUGAUCUACCAAACAGCGAGGCAAAGAAUGAAUUGCGCAUGCUUCUUAGGAAAUCCUAA
This is a messenger RNA of Plasmodium knowlesi strain H, 2574 nucleotides long. Its product is annotated as pre-mRNA-splicing factor ATP-dependent RNA helicase PRP43, putative. Gene Ontology annotation, molecular function: ATP binding; RNA binding. The record is from RefSeq and is a predicted model, not a curated record. Bases 1 to 2574 code for a protein of 857 amino acids. Gene Ontology annotation, cellular component: intracellular anatomical structure. The transcript has a single exon. Lineage: Eukaryota; Apicomplexa; Aconoidasida; Haemosporida; Plasmodiidae.